This is a messenger RNA of Strongylocentrotus purpuratus (purple sea urchin), 1428 nucleotides long. RefSeq lists its product as uncharacterized. The coding region runs from base 51 to 500 and encodes 149 amino acids. The record is from RefSeq and is a predicted model, not a curated record. Lineage: Eukaryota; Metazoa; Echinodermata; Echinoidea; Camarodonta; Strongylocentrotidae. The transcript is spliced from 3 exons.
AGAGUGGUAGUACGGGCUUGGCCACCCUGACUGAGCUGACAGUGGAUAAUAUGACACUACGAGGAUGGCGGGAUUAUGGUUCGAUGUUUGACAAUGUGAAGAAGGUCACUAUACAGGUACGGAGCACGAUCACAUAUGACGUCAUCCGGAGGAUCCAUCUCCCAGGAGCAACAGAACUCACCAUUCUAAAAGAGGUGUAUGGAGAUCAACAUUCUGGUUUCAUAAAGGAGCCCCCUUUAAUACCCAAUGCCCUUCUGAAUAUCUCCCCUCAGCUAGUCAAGGUGACAUUUAGCGAUCUUGCCAUUGGUAACAUUUACAUGGAACGAAUCUUACUAGCUUUCAGAAUACCUCACAACCUCAAACAUCUGAAGACUAUCAGAUUCAUAAGAUGCCGGACAGAUGAGAGAGUGGAUGAUGUCAUCAUUGCUUGUAAUGAAGAUCAGGUCAUUAAGGUGGAGGUGCAGCAUGGCGAACCACGUGGCCUUGGUGAAUGGGCUUAACUUAUCUGGCAGAUGACAUCCUACUCGAUCUGAUCACUGAGACGGAUGACGAAAUACCGGCUCAAGUGACAACUACAUAAAACACCAUUGUAUACGUAUCAGAUAAUUGCUAAACGAUUGAAUGAAUUCAUGACCCAUUUUUGCUAUUACAAAGACAAUUGUUAUGCAAUGGAGUUAUUCAUCCAAUGAAUCACGUAGAUCUUCGUGAAAUAUUACAAGGAUGUGUAUUCUUGACCUCGGUUUUGGGGGCUCUUUUUUCUUUCAUUGAAGAAAGUGUGAUCUUGAAUUCUCUUAAAAGGUGUUCAGGGAUUUCCAUGAUGAAAAUAUCAAGACCUUCGAAAGGGUCAAAAUGUUGUAAAAUAUCACAAUUUAAAAUGUUCCCAUAAGUAAGACGGCAAAAUAUUCAUUGUCAGCAAAAUCUCAUUCUUUUUUAAUUUGUAUUUUGCCACUGGCAGUGUUUUAUUUACCACGCUUGUUGUGUACAAAAUUAGGGCUUCGACUUUCUUUUCUGGGCCAAGCAAUCAUGAAGUUUUAAGUAUCAUAUUUCCCUAAUACACAGUAUUGGACAUGGUAACGCGUUUGCUUACUCGCAGGCCUAAAUUUUGUAUGUGCAUGAUAAUGUAAGACAAAAAGACAAAUCGAUUUCCAUAAGAUCGAGUCCAUCAUCCUUGAAAAUACAUGCUGAAUGAAGAGUAUUCUCCUUGAUAUUAAUGAACGUGGAUACAACUCAAUAUUUGGAUUGUAAACUCCGAAACAAUUUUAUCAUUCAGAUUUGCAGAUGGACGAUAAUUUCAGCAAUAGUUCUAAUGUGAUUUUUUUUUUUAAAGAGUGUUUACGGUAAGCUUUUCUUACAUGUAUCUACAAAUAGAAAAUAAAGGAAAUGUUUCUAGGCAUGUAUCCUUUCAUGGCCCUUGUAAAAAGGAAAUAA